Mesorhabditis spiculigera is the source of this 501-nucleotide messenger RNA. The record is from the annotation of a GenBank genome assembly. Lineage: Eukaryota; Metazoa; Nematoda; Chromadorea; Rhabditida; Rhabditidae.
AUGGGCUUCAUCUUUGUCCAGAAGCUGACGCUCGAGCCUGAAGCGCCGCCACGACGUCAACAUCCGGGACGACGACGGAAGAAUUUGACGAAUGACAUUGAGAUGAGGACGAUGACGAUCAACUACUUCAUCGUGGAAAACGCAAUUCUCAGGCGUCGACGCGAUUCUGAAGAAAUCGAGGCAGAUGUCGCGGAAAACGAAGCUAUGAGUUUUCGACGUCAGCUCGGUGACGACGACAAGGCAUUUCGACGCGUGGAAUUGAGACGACGACCACUACGAUCAUUUGAAGAAAUCGAAGAAGAUGUGAUUGAAGAUGAAUCUACAAGGUAUCCACAUGACGUCAAAAUACGUGACGACGACAACAAAUUUUGGAUCGGGGAAUUUGGGACGGUCACGACGCCAUCUGCUGAAAUCCAGAAGAUACACUUUGAACGGAUUUCCAGAUUACUCGACGAUGGUACUGAAGUGGAUUGUAUGGCGCUGAUCGUCGACGUCUACUGC